Messenger RNA from Nelumbo nucifera (sacred lotus), 1234 nucleotides. Its product is annotated as ethylene-responsive transcription factor ERF014-like. The record is from RefSeq and is a predicted model, not a curated record. Gene Ontology annotation, biological process: regulation of DNA-templated transcription. Lineage: Eukaryota; Viridiplantae; Streptophyta; Magnoliopsida; Proteales; Nelumbonaceae. Gene Ontology annotation, molecular function: DNA-binding transcription factor activity; DNA binding.
GAGCUCUUACUCCCUCACAUAUUCACCUAAUAUCUCAUUCCCUCUUAUCACAUUCAAAGCAGAAGAAACAGAAGAUCCAGAAGAGAGACAAAGAAAAAAAAGGACAAAUCAACACCACAACCAGCAGCAGCAGGCCACUCGUCGAUCCAUCUAUCCGUCCACUUCAACUAUCUUGAUCGUCCAUUUGUUGAUCGACCCAGCCGGCAAUGGUGAAGACUGAGGAGAAGAUACAAUCCGAGCAAUCCAAACCGACGCCAUCUCCAUCUUCAUGUAAUAAGAAAAGGAAGUACAAGGGUGUGAGGAUGAGGAGCUGGGGGUCAUGGGUGUCUGAAAUCAGAGCACCCAAUCAGAAGACAAGGAUAUGGCUCGGCUCUUAUUCUACGCCAGAAGCAGCUGCAAGAGCCUACGAUGCUGCACUGUUAUGUCUCAAGGGUUCUUCAGCCAACCUCAACUUCCCAAUCUCUUCCUCACAUUACAUCCCCGACACCAUUAUGUCCCCCAAAUCCAUUCAAAGAGUUGCAGCUGCAGCUGCCAAUAAUACUACUUUGGAUAGUGUCACCACUCCUACCACCCCAUCAUCGCCUCCGCCUCCGCCUCCCUCCUCCACACCGUCGCCAUCGCCGUCGCCCUCCUCUUCGUCCUCUGAUCACAAUGACGAGGACGUCUCCUUGUUCUCAGGCUCAGCAGGUUACAAUAUGUAUGAAGCUGAAGAACAGCUACGUGCGAUUGAUUCGUUUUCAUGGAUGGACUUCAUUGACCCACAAUCACCCAGGUAUUCUUGCCAAAUGUUCUGUCCUGGAACCUCGUUUUCUCCUCCUGCAAUCGAAGAAUUCUAUGAAGAAGGUGAUAUUCGUCUGUGGAGCUUCUGCUAAACAAUACCCAAUUCCAAACCAACCUCCAUUGGUCUUCUUCAUGGUUCAUAAUUUCUCGUUUUGAUACAUUACUGACGAGUGACAACUUUCUUCUAUGUAGUUCUUUAGUCUAUGUCAACUAGGAGGAGAAGUUCACAAUGGGACAACGUUUUUUGGUCUCUACUGUUCCUACAUAUUGAUGUAUAAAAUAUAAACUGUCAGAAACUCUUGUAGUUACCGGGGAUUUCAUUCAAGUUUAUUUCAUGUACUGGAAUAAGAGGGGAAGAAGAAUUCAUCUCCCAUUCCUUCUUGCCAAUUCAAUUGUAUUAAGUCUUACUACUUUAGAUGGAAAUGAUGGUCUACAUUUUUCUUCUUUUUUUUUU